Molecule: messenger RNA, 477 nt
Organism: Podarcis lilfordi (Lilford's wall lizard)
Lineage: Eukaryota; Metazoa; Chordata; Lepidosauria; Squamata; Lacertidae
Source: the annotation of a GenBank genome assembly
AUGCUCACUGUAGCUAGUGCCCCAUUGCAAGACCUCUCUCUACAUGCUGCUACCAUCUCUUCACCUCCUAAGCAUGAUGAGAUCAAGAGCAGGUCUGAGGUUCCAACACUUCCCUUAUCCACCAUUGUAGGAGGGGAUAACUUCUUCUUCUUCUUCCUCCUCCUCCUCCUCCUCCUCGAACAGAUCACUUUUACUACCUCUUCCCCACCAUCACCCCCACCAUAUUAUAGAACAAACUUUUCUGUCUCGCACAGUGUCAUAGGAUCAGGGAGGUCCCACGUUUUCAGUGAACCAAUACGUUUGUUAAAUUGCACAGAUCUGGUACAUGCAGAUGAUAUAAGCCAGGACCUGUUCCUGAUCUUGCUGUGCAUAGAGUUGAGGCAGCAGAAGCACUGCCCACAUCUUUUAUUAAUAUCAACUAUGCUUGUGUGCAAGCCAGCUUCCAAUAAACAGAGGUUGUGUAACAGCAGCGUUUGA